Messenger RNA from Penicillium canescens, 3258 nucleotides. RefSeq names its product putative DEAD/DEAH box helicase. Bases 1 to 3258 code for a protein of 1085 amino acids. Gene Ontology annotation, molecular function: nucleic acid binding; ATP binding. The transcript has 2 exons. NCBI's taxonomy places the organism in Eukaryota, Fungi, Ascomycota, Eurotiomycetes, Eurotiales, Aspergillaceae. The record is from RefSeq and is a predicted model, not a curated record. Gene Ontology annotation, cellular component: cytoplasm.
AUGGAUCGCGAUAUGGACUCGGCGCCGGACAGCCGUAUCCAUGAUUUUGAACCUGACAAGUGGCAACGAGAUGUCUUGGACCAGAUCGACGCCAAGAAGAGCGUGUUUGUUGUUGCCCCGACUAGCGCGGGAAAGAAGUUCAUCUCCUUCUACGCCAUGAAACAGAUUCUGGAAGACGACGACGACGGGAUUCUUGUCUAUGUGGCACCGACAAAGGCCCUGGUAAACCAGAUCGCCGCAGAGGUUCAAGCGCGAUUCUCAAAGUCGUAUCCGAGUAAGUUCAGCGGCAAGUCAGUGUGGGCUAUACAUACUCGCGAUUACCGCAUCAACAGCCCUGUUGGUUGCCAGGUGCUCAUUACUGUGCCGCACAUUCUCCAGAUUAUGCUACUUGCGCCGGCCAAUGCCAAUUCUUGGUCAUCCAGAGUGAGGAGAAUCAUCUUCGACGAGAUCCACUGCAUCGGACAGGCGGAGGACGGCGUUGUGUGGGAGCAGCUUCUACUGAUGUCACCGUCUCCCAUCAUCGCCCUUUCUGCUACCGUGGGCAACCCUCAAGAGUUCUGCAACUGGUUAAGCCUAACUCAGAAGGCAAAUGGUGUCGACUUGAAGAUGAUCGAGCAUCGGCAGCGAUACUCGGACCUCCGCAAGUAUAUCUAUCAUCCGCCGGAGCAGUUCUCCUUCUGUGGGUUGUCGGAACCUCGGCAGAUGCCUCCUCUGGGCCUCGAAGACGUGCCUGGCUUGGCUUUCGUCCACCCAGCUGCCAGUCUUGUGGAAAGCUCAAGAGGCAUGCCAGACGACCUGAGUUUUGAACCGCGGGAUUGUUUGAUGCUUUGGAAGGCUAUGAAAAACCACGAGACCCCAGAGUUCCUUGUGGACAGAUCGCUGGAUCCAACUCUUUGCCUCCCUAAGAUUGUUCGCAAGGCAGACGUGGUGCGGUGGGAAACAAAACUCAAGGCUCUGCUGACAGAAUGGAUCAUAAACAAUGCGUCGCCGUUCAACCUGGUCUUAAAUGAAUUGACGGAAUCCGCAGAAUGUGUAAGGCCCACACUAGUCACAUUUUCCAAGGAACCACGUACGGUGGGCGCACCAGUUUCAAUUGAUUUUGACAAUCUUCUCAGCACUACACUUCCCCUGGUUUGCUCAUUGCACAAUCAGAACCCACUGCCUGCGUUAUUCUUCAGCUACGACCGGAGCAUGUGCGAACGCAUCUGCCGAAGACUGCUCGACGACCUCGUGGCUGCCGAAGAGAACUGGAAAGCAUUGAGUCCGGGUUGGAAGAGGAAGCUGGCAAAGUGGGAGGAAUGGAAAAGAGAUCAAGAAAAGCUCGCUAGGAAGCGGAUGCCUAAGGCUUCCAAGAAGGGUGCCGCGGAUGGCGACGACAUGUCUCGCGCAGAACGCAUGCGCGAAGCUGCUUUGGCAGAGGCAAGUCAGUUUGAGUCAUUCAGUCCCGAUGCCCCCGUGGAUGGCUUUCAUGUGGCCAACGUCAAGAAACUGUCCGCUUCCACCUUUGAGGAGUACGCGGUGCAGCUUCGCCGACGUGAAGUGGCCAAAUGGCUGAUUACGGCGCUGCGACGGGGGAUCGGCGUCCAUCAUGCCGGUAUGAAUCGCAAAUACCGUCAAGUUUGUGAGAUGCUCUUCCGCAAGGGGUACCUGCGCGUUGUCAUAGCCAAUGGGACACUGGUUCUGGGUAUCAACAUGCCGUGCAAAACGGUGGUCUUCUCUGGUGAUUCAAUCUUUCUGACCGCGCUCAAUUACCGCCAAGCUGCUGGUAGAGCCGGUCGUCGAGGGUUUGACAUGCUCGGAAAUGUCAUUUUCCAGGGUAUCCCCCAUGCCAAGGUCUGCCGUCUGAUUAGUUCGAGACUUCCACAUCUGAACGGCCAUUUCCCAAUCACUACCAGUCUGGUACUCCGGUUGUGUACCCUUUUGCAUGAGUCGAAGAAUGCGCCUUAUGCUGUUAAAGCGAUCAAUUCCAUUCUGUCCUGCCCGCGGAUCUAUCUGGGCGGACCCGAAAUGAAGGAUACCGUGCUCCACCACCUGCGAUUCUCAUUGGAGUACCUUCGACGUAACGACCUUCUGGACUGCAAUGGAGCACCCUUGAAUUUUGCAGGAUGUCUCAGUCACUUAAUUAGUCACAAGCUCAAAACUACGCUGCUAUCGCUGAUGCUCGUUAUGUGUCACUUGUUCGGCCGGCCGUAUGUUCGUCAGGCUAUUCUCGAACAGAUCCAAAGCAGGACCAGAAAAUCGACUUCUAUUGUUGUCCUGCCUACUAUGCCGAAGAGAGCGGUAAACAUUCUGCGGACGCACAACGAGAAGACGCUCGAUGUGUACAAGGCCUAUGUCGCCACUUUUAUUGAGCAGCACGUCACUGAACCCGACCGCAUUCUUCCAUUCACGAAUACCAAAUGUGGAGGCAACAAGUCAUCAACGGAGCUGGGUAUCCUGCCGUCUGCUUCCACGCGAAGGAUCCGCAUUACUUCUCCAUUUCACGCGUUGUCAGGGCACGGCGACAAUUGGAGCCAAAUCUCGGAGCUCUGUAAAACCGUUCGCAGCGGAGUGUGGCUUGAAGAAGCCGUCGUUCCAUACAUGGGUGUGAACCCAAACGAACGUGCGCCUCUCAAUGCCUAUCUGUACGACUUCUUCAAGCAUGGCAACGUCCGUGCAUUGGAACGAGAAAACGCUGUCCGCAAGGGCGACACCUGGUUCGUGCUCAAUGACUUCUCGCUCAUACUUGCGACGAUCGUGGCGAGUUUGGAAAACUUCCUGAAACUGACACCUGGCACUGAACUUGACAUGUUGGAUGUGAUGGGUGGAGGCGAAACUUACGAGAUGGAGAUGGAUGUCAACAAGGAAGACGUGGGAACGGCAACGUCCACACAUAAAGCCAGGUAUCAACAGUCCAGAAAUAAUUUGACUAGUCCUGUAGCUCCAACGCCUUCGAAUGCUCAGGAAAUGAGAGUGGCGGAGAAUUGGGAUGACGAUUUGGGUGAUGGAACCGGAGAAACCAAGGACGGCACCGAAGAUGCUUCGAAAUGUCUAGAUGAUGCCUUGAAGCUGGCCAGGGAAGCAAAGGAGAAAGAGAAAGCAAGUAGGAGGAAAGACCGGGCGACACAAGGCAUGAGUGAAGGACCUACAGAGCCUGCCGACAAGAAGGUCAAUUCCGCUACUGAAAAUGACGGGGAUGAUCGUAUUCUGUUAGUGUUGAAGGCUUUCAAGAUGCUACAGAACGAGUUCAACGGGAAGUUCAGGGCCAUGUGGGCAUAG